AUGCGCUCUUUGACGCUUGAUGGCUGCCGGCUUGUGACAGAGCGCUGCCGCCCGCUAUCUUCUUCACAAUUUGUCGCAUUACGGAGAUAUUCGCAGAGCUCGCUGGCAAAGCCAUUAUCCCAACCGUCUAAGGCACAGCUCCUUCGCUUUGCCCUCACCGGCACAACAUGCAGCGGACCUGGAGACAAGCGCGAUAAGAAACUCGAUGAUCGUCUGACAUCUCAAUUCCAAAAAAACCGGCUGUCAAAAGUAUCAAACACCACCCAUCACCAAUCACCGCCCCUACCCAAGCUUCAAAAAGGCCAUGGGCUGUCAAGAUUGCACGCGGAUAUUGAGACGUUUGUCAAUUCAGAGAAGUCUGGGGCCAAGCUGUUAAACUCGAUACGAUCGCUUGAAGAUGCACUCGAUCGGUGCCGUACUAAGGCGGAGGGGGAGGAUUUACUCAUGACAAUAAACGGCCUUCUGGCAAGGUUAAACCGAUUGGGGGUCAAAGAUACACACCAGCUACUCCUUCUUGGCAUGAGCUAUGCGGCGAAGGACUUUGCACCUAGAUCGUUGGCUUUCUACAUACGAAAUUACUCCAUGGGAAGUUAUGGCCCUCUACCACGGCCUAUCGGCAUUGACCUCAUAAACUCGCUGCUGGAUGGACUCAAACGCCGUUCUUGGGAAGAUCCAAAUUUCGAUAGAUCUGCGAUGUUGAGAGUGGUUACCGGAUCAACAGAUGAGGAGACUGGCUCAGUCACCUUACAUUCACUAUUAGAUAUCUCUGGUAUUCGGGAGAACGAGCUGCUACCGGUGUAUCUGCGGCUCCUAGGCGAACUAAAUGGGGAGAGAAUGGUUUCUAAUCUUUGGCGUCAAGUUCAAACUGAACUAGAGUUUGCGCAAACUCCGAGAUUGGCUGAGAGCGCCGCUGCUUCCAUGGAGGCUUUUUUGACUCUGGGGAUUCCGGAACGUGCUCUCGAAGCUGCUAGCCUGGCUUCAAAGUACAUGGAUUUGAACAAUCAUAUUUCCGUACCAACUUGGAAACUUCUUUUAGAGCAUGAUUCGCAUGGGCUUCUUCGGUCCAUAAUUGCCCCCGCAACUACUGCAGCUAUGCUGCAAAGUGACCUUCAUUCCCUCGAAUUAGUACUGGGUGCUACCUGGUUUAACGAUGGAACUGGUCACCACUACCACCCGCUUGGUACUGAAGAGAUCUCUAGUGACUGCAAGUCUGGAUAUAACUCACCAGAUCAUGCGUCGAGCGUUAACUUCGUGCGGCAGAUACAGGGGGCAAUACAAAUAGAAGGCUGUUCCAGGUCCCUGAAUAGCCUAUCCGCCAUUGCGGACCUUUUGAAUGAAUACGAAGGAGUUGAUCUUCCAUUGAAGAUAAAUCUGCUCGAGAAUUCGGACACCUUGGACUACGCUUGGUUUCCUUCUUGCUCACCCAUUGAAUUUAUUGGUAAUCGUCCUCCGUUAGGGCGUGAUACAGACCAGCCACUCUCCCCAACAUCCCUUGGGCUUCUCAGCGCACAUGUUGAUGGGAAUGGUGUACCAAUACAGAGCGUUGGGAAUUUGUCCCUAAUGCAGCUAGGGUAUAUCGGUGUUCGAGCAUCUGUGGCCAACACUGACGGUGAAAUAUCACAGGAUUUCAUAGAGAGGUGGAGGUGUACCGGGCACAUAAUUGCCUGGGAUAGACAGAGCGGAAAAGUGGUGGCUUUGUGGAUUGGAAAGGGCAACGGUGUCAUCCAUCCGGGAUUGGUGAAACCCAUUCCACCUCCCGAACUACCAUUUAUAUUUGGAAUGAUUACACUUGAUGAGACUGGGGAACCCAUGCUGUCCCAAUGUGAUCGCCUAGGGCCACUUAACAACGAACAGCCCUAUUGGGUCAAUAUUGAUUCCGGUAGUGGAUUGAUAUCGUGA
Molecule: messenger RNA, 1899 nt
Organism: Nannizzia gypsea CBS 118893
Lineage: Eukaryota; Fungi; Ascomycota; Eurotiomycetes; Onygenales; Arthrodermataceae
Exons: 1
Coding region: 1-1899 (632 amino acids)
Source: RefSeq, a predicted model, not a curated record